Messenger RNA from Calidris pugnax (ruff), 2816 nucleotides. RefSeq names its product multiple EGF-like-domains 6 (gene MEGF6). The record is from RefSeq and is a predicted model, not a curated record. Gene Ontology annotation, molecular function: calcium ion binding; protein binding. Lineage: Eukaryota; Metazoa; Chordata; Aves; Charadriiformes; Scolopacidae. The transcript is spliced from 17 exons. The annotation marks the transcript as partial.
GUGUGUGUGCAGGAGGUGGCGGGUCCCGUCUCCGGAGGAAGGUGGGGAGCUGUGGCAGGAGGAUGGCUCCAACCCCAUGCCUGGGGUAAAGGAGCACUGCUUGCUUUUGGAAAACCCCUCCGGGGAGGUGGGAUUCCCGCUGUGCAGGAGAGCAUCCCUCCUGCAUCCUGCCCCUUCCCGAGUGCUGGUUUUCCUAUCGCCUUGAGGAGCAGAUCGUGGCUCCAAACCAGCCGAACCCACAUGGGGCUUCCUUGCUGGCCAGGACCCAGGUCUUGUGAGCCCCCGGGGCUCAGGGCUUUGUGGAGAAGCAGCCACCAGAAGGAAAAGUCACUUCAGCACAUUUCCCCGUGAGCAGAGGAGCGGAAGAAGCCGGGUUCGGUUUGGGGGGAAAAACCCAGUGAAAAUCCACGUUUCCCCGAGGUGGGAAGAAACUUGCUGAACCGACCCCAGAUGGGAGGAAGCACCCGGGAGUGAUAAAUCUGCUCUCUCCCCCCCCUGCAAGAAUUCCUCCUUGCUCCAAAAGCAUCGUUCUUCACUGGAGGGAGAGGGGGACACCCCGUCCUGUUGGGAACAGGAGGUAGCCAGGAGCAUCCUCCUUUGGGGGGCAGGUGGUGCUGGGGAAGGUGGUGGGAUUUCCUGGACCCCCCCCGGGGGGAGAAGAGGAGCCCUGGCCAUGGAGUUUCAGGCGGUGGCACUCUCCUUCAUCCUCACUUUGCCAGUCUCUUCUCUUGCUUCUGGCAACGAACUUCAGCCCCACAUGCCCCACGUCUGCGCGGAGCAGGAGCUGGCGAUGGUGGGGCACCGGCAGCCCUGCACCCGCGCCUUCACCCGCACCGUCAAGGUCUGGAAGCAGGACUGUGGGGACCACCGGUGGUGUGCGGGCUACGAGCGCAGAACGACCUAUUACACGGGGUACAGGCAGGUGUACAGGGUGAGACACCAGACCACCUACCGGUGCUGCCCGGGCUGGGCACAGCUGGAGGGGGACGCCGGCUGCCUCUACCCUGCCUGUGGCCACGGGCUGUGCCUCAACGGUGGGACCUGCGCAGGGGGACGGUCGCAGCUCUGCCAUUGCCCCUCCGGUUUCCAAGGACCUCGCUGUCAGUACGAUGUCGACGAGUGCCAGGUCCACAACGGGGGCUGCCAGCACCGCUGUGUGAACACCCUCGGAUCUUACUACUGCGAGUGCAAGCCCGGCUUCCGCCUGCACACGGAUGGCAGGACCUGCAUUGCUGUGAACACGUGUGCCCUCAACAACGGCGGCUGUGAACACGACUGCGUGCAGGUGACACUGACACAGCACCAGUGCCGCUGCCGCCACAACUACCAGCUGCGGGAAGACGGCAAACGCUGCGUCCUGAGGAACCCCUGCGCCGACAGGAACGGGGGCUGCAUGCACCGGUGCCACAACCAGCGUGGGACAGCCCGCUGCGAGUGCCACCCUGGCUACAAGCUGGCCCCCGACAACAAGGCGUGUGAAGAUGUGAACGAGUGUCUGACGGGACAAGCCCUGUGUGCCCACCAGUGCCUCAACACCCGCGGCUCCUUCAAGUGUACCUGUAACCCGGGCUACGAGCUGGGGGCCGAUGGCAAGCAAUGCUACCGGAUAGAAAUGGAGAUUGUGAACAGCUGCGAAGCCAACAAUGGUGGCUGUUCCCAUACCUGCCACCACACCAGCUCUGGCCCUGUCUGCACCUGCAACUUUGGCUAUUGGCUCGAGGAGGACCAGAAGACGUGCACAGAUGUCAAUGAGUGCGACAGUGGCUCUCACUGCUGUCAGCAAGACUGUUACAACUACCCUGGGGGCUACGAGUGUGCCUGCUACGCGGGGUACAGGCUGAGCGCCGACGGCUGUGGGUGUGAUGACGUGGAUGAGUGCUCGUCCCACGAGGCUGGAUGUGAACACACGUGCCAGAACCAGCUGGGGUCUUUCCAGUGUGGCUGCGAGAUCGGGUACAAGCUGGAUGAGGACCGAAGGAGCUGUGUCUCUCUAGAGGACCCUGUGGAAGCUCUGGAUGCCCAGCGCCCCGUCAUCCGCCCCAUCCCUCACGUCGCAAUCCUGCGAGAUGAGUUCACCCAGCUCUUCAACGACGACGACGAGGAGGAGGAGGAAGAGAUGGAAGCAAGAGGGGAGCACACACUUUCAGAAAAAUUCGUCUGCCUGGAGCACACCUUUGGCCCUGACUGCAGCCUGACCUGCGAGGACUGCCAGAACGGGGGCACCUGCACCACGGAGGGGACCGGCUGUGACUGUCCUGCGGGCUGGACCGGCCUCCUCUGCAACCAGACUUGCCCAGAUGGCACCUUCGGCAGGAACUGCAGCCUGGCCUGUCGCUGCCAGAACGGUGGCACCUGCGACCCCACCACCGGCGCCUGCCGCUGCCCGCCCGGGGUGGCUGGUGAGCUCUGCCAGGACGGGUGCCCCAAAGGAUUUUUUGGGAAACAAUGCAGGAAAAAGUGCAACUGUGCCAACCGGGGUCGCUGCCAUCGGAUUUACGGAGCCUGUCUCUGCGAUCCUGGCUUAUACGGACGAUACUGCCAUUUGGUUUGUCCCAAGUGGGCGUUUGGCCCCGGCUGCUCCGAGGAGUGUCGCUGCCAGCAGCAGAACACGCAGGACUGCGACCGGAGGGACGGCUCCUGCCGCUGCAAACCCGGCUUCCGCGGCAAGCGCUGCGAGACCAGCUGUGACCCUGGCUAUUACGGGGAUGGCUGCAAGAAGAAGUGUAGCUGCCCUCCAGGAGUGUCUUGUGACCAUGUCACUGGGGAGUGCUGGAAAGAGUGUCCCCCGGGCUACCACGGGGAGAGCUGCGACCAAG